AAAAAAAAAUUGGAGUACAAAGUUAUUGUAAUUGCUUCUGUUCCUAUUAUAUUUCUAUAAAACAAAUGAGCUUCCUGGUUAAGAUUGAAAGGUCUGAGAAUGCAAGCUGAUGUAAAAAUAACCUCUAAAGUGCUGUUGUUUAAGCAGCCUAAUUCAAUCGAUAGAUAGUUAACUAGAUUUCGUGGGAAAAUCAAAUGGAACAUAAGAAAAGUCAUCAAUAAUAACAUGCAAGUUAACAAAGAAUAAAAAACCCAUUCUCGACUCCAGAGCUCUUUGAGAUGAACCUCGGGUUUUAUUCUCAAAGAGCUCUGGAGAUGAGAAUGUAAAAUCCAGACGUUCAUAAUCACCCAAGCAAAAUGUUAAGAUAAGCAUAUUCAUAGGAUGCUUUAAACUUUUUGUUUAACUUUAUCUUUAAUAUUCUUAUACAGAGCUUUCUUAAAGAAAAAGGGAUGAAUAUUAAAACACAUAGGUACAUCAUGUUAAACUUCCUAAAUUACCACAACUAUAUAAAUCUAAACCCAAUGCUACAGAAAUUAGGAAGUUUAAAAAUUGCCGAUCUUAUCAUGUUGAUGUGGGUAAUCUUUCAGUGGGUUGAAUUUAUCUUACUUGACAAAACAAGUGAUUUAAGUGGUUAAGGAACUUGGCUGGGGAAUGUGUUGAUAACAGAAAAAUCCCUUUUUUAAAGAAAAUACCUUGGCAAAACAUAGUUACCAACAAUGGCUACAAAUAACAAACUUUUAAAAGAUAAUUCAACUUCCUUAGCUUUCCCCUACAAUCCCUUUUGUUUUUGUUUUUAUAUGUCCGCGCGAUAAAGUGCUAUAGAAGUUCUACGCUUCCGCGUAAUAACGCAUAUAAAUAGAGGCCUAAACUUUCUCAAAUCACUACAUUGCAACUAAAGUGCCGUAUGACCUCAGCUGGAAGCAAGAAUCCGUCAAAAUAUGUCGCCAUCGAAACUUAUUCUACUUUUAAUCGUCGUUACAUUGAUAGCAAACGUUGAAUGCUGGCGUCGGCGACGUCGGCGCCGUCACAGAUGUCAUCCAGUGAAUUGUGUGACGUCCUGGGGACCAUGGUCGGCAUGUAAUUGUUUGGGCAAAAGAACUAGGACACUAAGGAUUGUGUCUCAACCAUCCUGCGGAGGGGCAGCUUGUCCACGGCCGUUUACACAUACAGGAACGUGUGGAACAGGGAGCUGCGUGUUUGGUAGUGGAUAUUGUGAUGUUAGAACUGCCACGUGUAAAUGCUUAGCUGGACGAACUGGAACACGAUGCGAGAAACCAUGCCCCGCCGGAAAGUUUGGUCUUAAUUGUCGAUCAACAUGCAACUGCGUUGCUGGAAUAGGAUGUGACCCUGUAUCUGGUUACUGCAAGUGCCCAAUUGGACGAUCUGGUCGAAGGUGCCAACACAAGUACAGGUGCCCACGUAACAAUCGCUGCUACAGAUUGAAGCCAACUUUGGUCAACUACAAUCUGUGUUAUCUUCAAGUGAAAGUAUCAAAUACAGUCAGAGGUGCUCGAGUAACCUGCCCAAAAAGAACACAUUAUGCCAACCGGUGUCUUUGCUAUCGAAAUUGUCUUCCGUCAACUUUGAUCAAAUCGCGAACCUGUCAAUGCAGUUGUCGUGCUCCAAGAAGCGCACAUUCUUCUUAUCGUAGAAAGUUUGUUACACAAGCUAUCUGCUGUCCUCGACAUCCUUUUUUUUAAAAUCUAACAAGAGAAAUGAAAGUGGCUAAUUAGUGGCUUUUCGGAUAACUUGAUGGCACAAGUGGUCCUGGGAACGAGGUUGCUUCAUAAUGUCUACUAAAAUGAUAUAUUCUCCGACUAUUUUCUUCAUCUUCUCACUGUUUUCCACAUCAUUCUCGUUCCCAGAGCUCUUUCAGAGCUUUAUCUUAAAGAGCUCUGGGACGACAAUGUUUUUACGUAACUUGAGGAUGCACAAUGGUUUAAAAUGUUAGGAUGAUUUUAAAUAAAUAAAUAAAUAAAGCACGUACUUAAUGGAUAUUCCAUGUAAAAAGAGCA
Molecule: messenger RNA, 2015 nt
Organism: Hydractinia symbiolongicarpus
Lineage: Eukaryota; Metazoa; Cnidaria; Hydrozoa; Anthoathecata; Hydractiniidae
Product: platelet endothelial aggregation receptor 1-like
Exons: 3
Coding region: 939-1700 (253 amino acids)
Source: RefSeq, a predicted model, not a curated record